AUGAAGAGACGGGACUCUGCCGAUCCGCACAUUGAAUGCGUUGUAGUGGGAGAUAGCAAGGUUGGAAAAUCCUACCUUUUGUCAAGGUUAGCCAAUCGGCCCCUGAAAGGAACCUACCGGCCCACCAUGUUCGACAUGGUUCCCGUCCAAGUUAACAGGGCUGGUGACACUGUCAUCGUUGAUUUCUGGGAUACGCCAGGUAAAGUAAUGUUGAUGACUUUUCCAGUCUUCAGUGCAUCCCGCCCAUGCUGCUACUGUUUUUAGUUUAAAUCAACAUGCAGCAUUCUCUAAGAUUUCAUACAUGUCUGACAUGCAUUCUACCAUACUGUACUCGUCAAAUAUCUUGUUCUUAUAAAAGGCAGUCAUUAAUGAGCUAUCAUAGGAUCCCAAGGAGUAAGCACAUAUAAGUUACUUUACGUUCGUUGGCAAUCGGCCGUGUUCUAACCCGAGUCCAGUUUACGUUAGGCUAAAGACUCUGUCAUUCGAGUCGUGCACUCAGGCUCUCCUGCUGAAGACACGCGUCUCCCUCUGUUCUAAUGUCUUUGGGCCGUAUUCAAUAUCGUGGAAUAUUAUAAGCUGUUGAAGGCCAUACAUGGCAUUGAGUAAUGUCUCUGAGUUCGUAAACUUAGCUUUUUAAGAAAGAGUAACGUCAUAGCCUGUCGUACUUUUGACGACUGCACUUUUGCCUCACCGAAUAAGCAAUUUUAGAAAACUUGUAGUGUGAAAAUCUGAAGAUAUUUUUCGAAUUUCAGUGCUAACAUUCCUUAAUUGCUCGAGAAAAUCUUUCGUGUAGAAACUGCACUUGUAGCUCUAGUGUUUACCAGCAGCAGACUAGAUUUUUCAUAUCUUAUCAUUAUGGUUCAAAAUACUGUCAUUUUAAACAAACGGGCAAUACGUUUCCGUUGGGUCAGUGCCAACCACGUCCCUAUGCUUCUAGAUUCCCCAUAUUUUUAUUUGGCAAAUUAAGCCGGCAAAACGUCCGUUCGGAGGAAUGCUCUUCAAACGUUUCAAAACCUCUAAUAUGUCAGGAACUCUCACGCCGAAUUCAUGAGGAGGUUGGGGUAGAAAUUAUCUGAUGGUUGAGUGUGGACGGUCUAAUAUCCAGUUUAUCUGAAAACAAACAGAGGAAUGGCCACUGAUGUCAGGGUAGAUAGUAAUUUUGAUAAGUUACGGUCUUUAAGAGCUCCUGUGACGUCUGAUUUUAGAAUCCAUAUUGUGGAUACUGAUGGAAGGGUUGAGAAUGAUUAUAUUCGAAAACAUAAAUUUGUCUGAAAAGGCCGAUGAAAACUGACGGCCCGCUCAAUAUUUCCUCCUCUGUCGUUGUUUAGGUUGGCUCAGACAUUUUAACCUACAUACUGUAGACUAGGGCCAAAAUUGUCGUUUUUCUUUGAUCUCCUUGAAUCCGAGUGUGAGACAUUGCAUCCGGCCGGAUUAUCACAACAUUCGGUCGAUCAUCUUUUGACCUCGAAGUAUCAUCCUCAAGGGCAGGGAUGCUAGAAGAUGUAAAAAAUUCUGGGUGCAUCCAGACUGCGGUCGGGACUCGUCAAGGCAACCCAAAAACCACUUUCAGUGGGAAAGCAGGGUCAGAUAAGAGCGUUUCCCCGUGUUCUGCAGCUGAUGUCCAUAAACAUAGAGGCAACUGCAUAUCGACGAGCAAUACUCAAAACGUACCUAAGGUGUGCAAGAGCUUAUUUAACGGAGACGCGCUAAGUUCAGUACAAAUAUCUAGGCUAUGACUGAAAUUUAGAGUGGGCUUCGAAAUACACGAAAGCUCUAAGUAGUGCGUUCUGAGCAGACUUACCUUCUCACGAAAUGGGGAAAAGCUAUCGCUCGCGCAGAUAUUUUGAAAAAAUUCAGAAUCACUGAAAAUAAGUGUUUCUACCUCCUAAAGAUUUGGCGGACACAAUUAAAGGAAAGAAAUCACGGUUGACACUCAAAGAGUUUUUCCUUAAUUUACUUAGUAAGUUUCGUAAUUAUGCUGGACGUUAGCACGUUAUUUUUAAAUGCGAGUUUUCUAAAACAAUGUUUUAGGCUUGACCUUGCAAUCAGUCAAUAAUUCUGUCGAAUUUUUUCACCUUCAACUAGGCAAUCGUGUAAUACUCGCAUUUGCUCAGAGCCUGUACCAUAACCAACAUGCAAAAAUAAGCACCUGAAAGUUUAAAAGGCACUUGUUUUAUCGAUUUUCUCGUUGCAGCUUGACACAACACGUUGGGCCUAUUAAUAUCAUCACAUCGCCUAGGUAAAUAUCUUCAUGUGAUGACAUGUUUCCAGGGUUUAUUGAGUGUUCCAUGCAUUUCAACGUUCAAACGGGGCCUGACUUCUUAAAGGUGCUGGGGUACUUGCUACAUGCAUGCAGACCGGGUGUCAGCACCUGAUUAUAAUCGCAGAGCGUCAGGGUUGUUGCGCUGCGUUUGUCGGAGAGCACACAGUCGUGGCUUGAGAGUGUACUCGAGUUAUUUUAAGCAUGACCUUAAACGCGGAACAGUCUUGUCGGAAUGUUCGAAAAACAGAGUAUUCAUGAUCCUAGAAUAUUCCAAUGCACCCAUGCCAGACCCAGGUUUUUGAGACGGAAAUCUACAUUCGGUCACUUUCUUGGCUCUGUGGAUUGCCGUAUUUUAUCUCAAUGAAGCUCUUGCCACAUCUCACACUUAGUUGGAGUUAAAGUUUUACUUUAAUCUUCUACUUAUGCUUAGAGAAAUCUAAUGUGGUAUGCUACGCAACGUUUUGAAGACUCGGUAGUUAUUGUGGAGUGCCCUUACACCCUCAUGAAUAUUGCGGGGAUGUUAUGAACACAUAUCAAGUCCCAAGUCGCUCCCUCAAGCCACCAUGUGGGCUUCCUCAACCACAGUUGCAGUUGACAGGAUCGCCGUGGGUUGUUACUGUGGAGAUCCCACUCUCUUUUAUCCUGGCAAUUUGCCAAUCAGAAAUCAAUGUAUUUUACGUCGUUUUGGCUCGUUUUAAUAGAAGUUAGCAGACGACAUUUUAAGGCGCAUUCGACAAACAUCCACCAUUUCCUUUCAGUGAUUAUCAGAAUUUUCCUCAAAUUGUCAAUUGGCCUGAAGAAAAUGUUAUAAAGUUGCAGCCAACCUUUAUUUAUGGUUCAGUCUGGCGUAUGGCUUUAAAUGCUGACUAGGAUAUCAAAAUGAUUUGCACAUUAUUGGUAACACGCCUUCCAAAUCGAAGUUGGCAUGUCACGUAUUUCAAGUACUGGCUUUUAUACCUACCUCAUCCGUUAAACUUGCCUGAAGGGAAAAACAUUUGCUUGACGUGAAUGAAGUCUUAUGCGUUUUUUCCAGCAACACGUAGACCACAGCAGCCGCUAUCGCGGAGAGCAGAUUUGUGUCGACCACGUCCCUGGGUGUCUGGGUCGGGUCCCUAAUUCCGGAGAGAUCAAUCCACUUGUUUGUCUAGCUGGCAAGAAUUGGUUCUUGGAGAAUGACUGUGAUUUAGUAUCGCAAUGCUCCGCUGUCUGAGGAGUGGUGAUGGGAAUAACCGGAGAAACAGUAAGGUCUAAUACAAAUUAAAUAGUUCAUGGAUUAUUCGUGCUCAGAGUGACAAGAAGGCAACAGAGAAAAAGGAAGACGCAGUCAGCUAAGACAAACGGUUGAACGGCUAAGUAAAACAGCAACACUCUUAAUCGGAAGUAGACUGAGAUUCUCUGGAAAUGCCAUUUCUAUAACCUCGGGUUGAUGUGAAUUCGUUCAAAUCUGUAGUUACUGAUUGCAGUUUUCGGAUCAUGUCUCGCCCGGAUAGUGAACGCCGCCGGUCUGUUUUCGCUCCGGAACUAUCGCAAAUGCGUGUCAAAAUCCGUUUUUUGCUCGCUAGCAACGGUUUGUUUUAUGUGGCAAACUGAAUUUUAAGUUUAUCCGACUUCUAACAAUAGCCAUGCGGUUGCCACCACAGACCAUGAAACUCUUUGCAAAAUUUGAAAAUAAGUAGUCAACUAGAAAAGAUUACUUAAUCGGGACUGAAUUGUUUAUUUACAUGCGAAGUUAUUCCUGUCCAAUUCAUACUUGGAGACAUGCUGGUUUAUAGUCGCAAAGCCAGCGCUCUCUGGUAAUCGCACCGGCGUCCAUUUUUUGCGUCCAUCCUUCAUACAAUAACUUCGAUCAUAUUCCAAGGGCAGCUGCUAUAAACAGCUUUCGACAAGGCCUCUACAGACUCAUGCAGCUAGUAGGCAAGAGCUCAUUGAGACGGAAUUGGCAAUAGCGAUUUUGAUUUCAUAGGGAAGGUGUGGAGAUUUCCGAAACAACCUUUCAUCGUGGGGGAGUUUUGGUAAAUGCAAAAUUGGAUGGUUGAAGCUAAGUCACGGUAAUUUUAGACUCCCACAUAAUACUUAUUUAUGCACAAAUGUUGGCUACAGAGUUAUGUUUCCAUCCUCUCUGCUGCAGGUGAAUGAGCUUUUGCAUCCUGAGGAAAAUUCCCUGAGAACCUCUGUUUGUUGAAAAUGUUUGAGAAUUAUCUAACGGAAAUAGUUAUACAGUUGCAAUUAGGACAGUUUUAAAGCUGACACCAAGAAAAGUGGACGAAAAAUGCAAUUUCAGGGCAUUAGGAUGAGCACCAUAACGCAUCACCCAUUACGCAGCGGAAUCUUGCUCAUUUCGCACAAACAUACAUUCCAUUCGCAGUUACAUUUUGCCGAAAAUGAAUAUAUAGACAUAAAUAUUUCUUAAACACGUGCAUGAGUUUGGUAAAAUGUGAUUGACACAAACUCAUUUGUUCUUCCUAAAAAAGUAUGCGAAAUGCUCUAAAACAGGUGCAUAUUCCUUGCGUGGUGUGUAGGUUCGAAAUCCUGAAACCAGACUGGAAUGUAGGAUUUGGGCAGAUGUGUGAAUCUCUUAAUAUUUUAAUGUCGAAAUACACCGUACUCGUAAGCAUGGCAUCUCAGGUAGGCGUGUUUUCGCACGAAAUAAGCACUGGAAAAGAAAGAUAUAAUUUAAUUUAAACAAGCGUUAAAAAUCGGAAAAAUGCAUGCAAACUAAGCACUGGCAGGUUUUAUCACACAACAAUGUGAUUAGUCAUAUCGACUAUUAGCUUCAAAUCAACCAGCAUUGUAAAUUCAUCUAUUUAUCUUUUAUACAAAAGUCCACCUAGCAAUCCCGGCACACGCAGUCAUGUUUUGUGCGAAACUUCUCAGGAAAGUAGUAAACAAGUUUGACUGACAGAAUGAAAGUCACCACACAAGAAUGAAUGGGCUAGUCGCCAAACCAUAAAAAUCCAUUCUUGCUUCCCUUCAUCACCGGUUGUCGCCCGCCUCGCCAGACGAACACUCCACCACCAACGCCGUCAAAACAGUCCCUUGCUAUCCAUGAAUCGAUGUUUACAGGAGCGUUACUUUACAAUAGGUUCUCGCCGCUACACACGCGCACUGAGCGCCGCAAGUACCAAAAUGUUGGCAAAAAUUUCCCGAUCGGACUUCAUUUAGGAAAGACUGCCUAGGUCGACUGCACUAUGGAUUCAUAUAAAAAUUCUGAACACUUUCAACUAGAAUGCAUACUGGCUUUCGGUUAAAAUCUUGUUCAGUGGAAAGGCAGUACUUAAGGUGAGCGGCAAAACUAGGGAAAAUGGACGUAAAAACUCCGAGCUACGCCGCAGAAAAUGAGAAGCUGGCCUCUUACUGUACUUAAAGACCGUGCAUGUUUUCAUGCGGAAAUUACUACUUAAAAGGGGUUCCAAAACAAAUCGGAAAGUGAUCCAGACAAGCGUGCUGAUGUUUGGUUGGGCGUCUUCCUAACAGACUAACUGUCCCAGUACUACACACUUUUCACCGAAUUCCUUUAUUCCACUAAUUUCUUUCUAACUCUCAGAAAAAAUUACCGAAAGGAAUUUAAAUGCUGAACUUGGAAAGAAGAUGAUUUCUGAUUUGACCAACUUCACUGAACCUAUUAUGCUUCAAAUGUGACGAUUUUUUAGUAAGUAAUAUUUUGCAGAACUUGCCUAGAAGGAAUUCAUGCUGCGCUUAAUUCCAGGAGGCACCAGUACUGUGUUUUAACGUUGACCCUAACCCUAACCCCAGUAUUGGAUCCGACACGCCUAAUUCGAAUCCUGACCUUAAUAGCCUCUGGAAUUGGGCGCAAGUCCACUUGUAAUACUAAGAGCCAAUACUCUCAUGCACCAUCCAAAUUCAUGUAGUUGAUCACAGCUUCAUCACGAAACUUUCUAUCUCUUGCAAAAUACAGCCAAGGCCUUAGGCUAGUCAGCACACUUUGGAAGCAACCCCAGUAAACGUUGGCUAUUUGACCACAGGAAAACCUAGUCUGUUAUCGGAUAAAGUGUCUCAACUACAGCCUAAGUGUAGAACUGAAACACGCUCUUCCUUAAAUUUUCAAAACGGAGCUAAGGCGUCGCUGGUUAUCAGUGAACAUGAGACACGUCCUAACUGCACUAUUUCAGGAGCCAUAAAUUGGAGGCACCGAAAGUUCAAAAAAAUAUAUGCAUUAGUUAAAGGUCGAUUUUUCCGAGUUUGGAAAGAGGUUCUACGAGAAGGCUGGAUUUUACUGUUGGGGAAACUAUCUGAUAGUCAGUCCUGUACUAGUCGCUUGUGCUAUAAGUAUCUUUCUCAAGGGCACCAUCGAGAUUCGGUCUGUUCCCCAUCAUUUUCCGCCUACGUUAUGCAUGGCAUGCAUUUAAUAAGUAAGUUUUCCUCCUUCGUGUAGGGUUACUCACACUCUCCAGGAAGAUUUUAAAAUCGAUUUACCUUUAGUACUCAUCUAAAAUGAUUUUUUUUAGUAAAUAAGGAAUGAAACUUUUUUGCAUGCAUGCGAUCUCGUAAUCAGUGAAGAUCUGAGAACAUUCCAUUAUUUUUGCAUUUUCGAAGCAUUUUUACCAUUUUACAAAAUUUUCGGACAGACCAGUAUGUAUUUCCACUUAAGACUAGCUCCUGCUCCUCUUAGUGCAACCACUAGCAAACUGCGUGACGUUGAUAAACCACUUCACUCUAUUCAAAUACGGUUGUGUACAUCAUUAGCAGCAAGGAUAUAUGCGCAGAUAGUAGGCUCACUUGAGAGUGGCGCGUAUCAUUUUAUCCUUACUGUCUAACGGUUGUGAGAAGUUCCGCAUUAUUCUGAAGCUGAGAGUCUGCAGUCCACGCAGGCGGUUGUAUGUCAAUGGCAACAUGUCAAUUAUGAAUAGUUGACUUCAAAUCUGAUGAAACCGACACCCUAUAGUUCCUGAUGGUCAUCGGAAAAUCAGCAGCUAUUCUUCCUUCCUUCCAAUGUUACCCUCCCAAAGGACACAUUCCUCACGGCAGGCUGGCAAUGAGUGGUCGUAAAGUUGCAUCUAAGGGUGUUACCGAGUUCAUAAGUAGAGCCCGGAGCGAACAUGGCUGCCCUGCCUAAAAAAAGAAUAUUUGAAACUUGGCUGGGCUCUUGUAGCUUCUGAUGCCUGGUAAUCAUUUACGAGUUUCUAGGUUAGCAUUGCCGACAAAAACUAGAAAGACUCGAAUGGCCAUUUGUGGCUUGUUAGACGUCAUCAUCUAGAUUGUUUUAUUACGAAAUCCUGCUUAGGCAGUCAACUUACUGUAUCAAAUUUUGAUGGAUUAUAAACCCCGCGGUAAUCUGGGCGUAGAAGUUUACUCAUACUUCGUUAAACCUAUGGCUUCCGGUGGGGCCGAGUAGAUUGAGUGGCUACAGCGUUGGCUGAAGUCAAGCCUUCUCUUUGCCGCCAUGCUUCCGAAUCCCACCAAGGCUGUAAUGCUUUUCACAGAUGUGUCGGGAUAAAUUAUAAAUGCGUGCUUGACAAGAUUGAAUGGGCAAAAGCCUAUCUGGUGUCGUAUACGAUUCGCUUUAAUUGAUCUUUUUUGGACCAUGUGGGUCUUUCUUCGCGCCGAGAUUAUCACAUCUUACUCAAGGGUCUAUAACAAGCCACAUUAUUUUACAUUGCUAGAAUCAAACAUACUUUUUGCUACAUCUACUUAGGCAUAGUUUUAGCGUUAUGCAUACCUCGAACCAAACUAGGACGUGCAUAAGAGUGUUAGAGGGUUGUAAACCAGUCUACAUAGUGUGAAACAUGCCUGUCGCAUGACGCCUUGAGGUCUUAGUUAGAAGUUCUUAGAAUAGUGGCAUAACGAUUAGCAGUGAUGCAAGUGGAGUACUUCGAAGAAACUGGAGGCUAGAAUGGCCAAUUCUGGCUUAUUAGUCAUCGUCAGCCACCCCAUGCAAUUCUAAUUUGAAGCACCUUGGAUUAAGUCAGGGAUUUUCGGCUAUUGUUUCAACCGCACUUCCAUCGAGCUAGGGAGUCACUGUCUUAUCUAUUGCGAUAAGAAAUAUUCACUUCUGGGACGUGGGCACAUCCAGAUAUCGGUACGAUAUAUGCUCACUUCGUUGCAACUUAAAGCCCAAUCUAAGGUGCUCUCAGGCGGUCACAUAAAGACCAUUACACAUGCAGGGAGAAGUAUAGACAAAAAUACGGGGGAACGGAAUGAAUGUUUCCGGCAUAUUUUCCGUCCUUAGCCCGUCGCAUCAAACUCCCGACUAAUAUUAGUCACUGGUCAAAUAGAACAAAAUAAACCACGAGCCUCUUAUGUAGAAUUGGACGUCCCAGUCUUGUUUUUUCUUACUAGUAUAAUAUAUUAUAAUAAUAUUAAUAAUAUAUUAGUAAUAAUAAUAUUGAGCAUGAAAUAAUAUUAAUAUAUAAUAAUAUUAAGCAUGAAAAACUGCCAAUUAGACCUCCUGUUCACCAGUAAUGUCCACAAACGUAAAUAACCAUUUUCUUCCCCCAGCACGUUCAAAUACGUUUGCCGUUAUGUCCUGUCUUUUAACUCCUAUCGUGACCCGAGCUGCCCAUCUGGCGUUCUGCGUUGUGCACAGAUCGUAUUUGACAAGCGCAGACGGGCUGUCUUAAUCUGUAAGGCGCUGAGCCUAAUCGCCAGAUCAAAGGAAUGAUCUACUCUGACGCCUGAUUGGUGCAUAUGAGAAGGAAGAUAAGGAGAGGUCAAACCUAGGGGGUUUCGUCCCUACGACAUUCAGUGCGUAUUCCUCACUGCAAACAACUUGACGCACUGUUGAAGUAUUAGGCUGGGCUAAAAGCCUAGGCUUCAAAUCCUGCGAGAUAAUAGGGCAGCUCGGUUCUCUCAGGAUGAAGAGAGAGGCUGCAAUAGCUCCUAAGCUCCGUAAGAACGAUCCGGUCAGCGCCCCUACCAUUGUAUUUUCCCGAUCGAAACCGACAGGGCAACGGGCUCGUGGCCCAGUGGUGGGAGGCGUGGAAUUCCAACAAACAGGUCGCGAGUUCGAGACUUCGGGGUUGGGUAUGACUGGCGGACGACGGCUAAUAUGCCGGAAAUGGUCAUUCCAGUCUCCCUUGCCUUUGUCGGUAAUGCCAUUCUGCCUCUAUCAUGCGCCGCUGUGCGGCUGCUGGUUGGGCUCGAGGGAGAGGCCGUAAGGCACAACGGGACGAGUGAGGUUCGUAAGAACGAUCGGUGAGCACCCCCUACCACAAUAGCUCCUUCGUAAUGUGGCCUUCAUGACAGUCCGUUGGGACACGAGCCGGCCCUUUAUCGUCUUGAUGAAUGCCUCGUUCUUUGUGCACGGGGCGGCCGUGUGUGGUGCGCUCGGAGGGAUUGGUUAGUUUGUCAUACACUGCACCCGAUCCAGCCUCCGGUCUUCUUGACUCUGUCCUGACCCCAAAACUCAGGAUGGUGGGAGAUGAGCGACGCGAUAGAUGCAACGAAAGUCUCCUGCUCCCAUAAAUUGAUUCACGCCCGGUUGACCGUCCUUGAAACAAACCUGCUGUGGGACACAUGGUGGACAUAGUCGAUAAUGACGGUUAAACUGGUGCACUGACUGGAAUGUUGACCGCCGCUAGUUCUAUUUAUUUCGGCAUAAGUGUGCAAAAACUGGGCAACAGAUGAUUUGAAAUUCAGUGGAGUUUCCAAAUCAACCAGAACCAUAAGGGGCUCUCAAGCCCCCGAUACUGGCGAGGUCCCUAUUAAGAGCAGAAUUCAGACUUCUAUGAGAGGAGAAGUCUGUUCUGUACCGAGAGGCCAAGGAAUGGUGUGGAAAGGCCGCAAUGCCGAGCGUGUGUCAAAAGAGCAAGAGGAAGUUGGGACAAGCCACUGGUUCACAUGUGAAUCCCGGUUGCCAGCUGGUGAUAGAAGCACGGAUGCGAAGAAAGUCCGCAGUCGAGAAUAAAGAACCGACGUCGGGCAGACACCUAGUUAUAGGUGGCACCGAAACUACAAUUACUGACCGAUCGCAUGAAACGUUAAGUGAAGUUCUGAGUUUCAUUUUCGAGGGGGAAAAGUUACUUAAAUUGGGUUGCGCUACUAUUUAUCCUGCAGCAUAAUCCAGUGGCAUUUCGGUCGCUCCAGAAUAAUGGCUUCUCAGUGCAUUUAUUUUCCGCCGGUAAACAUUGAUCACUUACUUAGCGUGAAUUCUUGUCAUCGAUUUUUGAUGCCCUUAUAAAGUCAAAUAUCUUUUAUAGGAAACACAGUCAACAAUAUGCUUUUAUUUACUCAUUUGGCAGCAGCUCUCGUCUUCAAAUUUUAAACUCGAAAAAAGUGUAUCUUUUGGUUUUAAGAAAUCUUAUAGUUACACAAUUUUUAAGGCUGCCCUAUGUCCAUUCAGUUAUCACUCUACCCGCCCUUUUAUUAGUCAGCCGUAUCAAACUUACAACCCACUUUAAAUCCACUGCAAUAUUUUGGGACUCCUUUAUGUGCUUGGCAGAUUUUGAAUAACUCAUUCUGACCCAGCUCCUGUAUGGCAUCCUUUUAAUGGCAUAGAUGACUGUAGUUUUUUGCAUGGAUAGUAUAAGGUUUGUAGACUGUAGGUCGUAUGCGAAAACGCAAUAUGAGAUUAGGCUCGAAGUUUUGCUAAAAUUGGAAACUCCUUUUCGAAACCUAAAGAUACCAUCCUUCCAAUAGACAAUUUCCAAAUGGAUACAUUUUUUCUUUAAGAUCAGCUACGUUUAUACAGAAAAAAUGCCCAAAACUUGGACAGUCGAUUUUAUCGAGUACUUUUUUGCGGACGGCCGAAGAGAAUGCGUUCGGAAGCCGACAUCCUGGCGUAUCCAACAGGCCAUGGGAUCAUGCCGCAUGCUAAUCAAUACUGUAGCGGCACUUAAGUUAUCCCUCCUCAUCGGAAACGCAGUUCCGAAUUUCGAUCAACAUUUCACGAGAUCGGUCACCGACUGAAGUGAUAGAGAGUCUGAGUGUUUUAGCUCUCUGAGACGCUGUCACACAUAAUUUAAUGCGACAGACAGUUACUCACGGGACCCCAUAUGGUCAUUCAAUCAGUUUUUUUUCGUUUAACCGCACAGAUCUGGCUGUGCAUACGCAAGCUACCGGACAACAAGCAUGCUCGAAUAAUGAAAUAUGCUAUGAGCGAGUGCUGGCGGAAGUUUUAUUUCAGAAAUACGCAGAGCGGAAGAGUGAAGAAAACCAAACGAAGGUUAAGUUGAAAGUGGUGUCCACUGGUGGCGAGAGGUUUCCGGUGGGACAACUGCCCGGGUAAAUAAGGUGCGCGUGAGGAUUUAGAACUGUGGCCAAAGCUGCAUGUAGAUAAAGGCGAUCUGGUCAUGUGAAGGUGGCACCCCUUAAUCGCAAAGCAACUUUCUACUACCUCGCUCCACACCAGCCGAAAGAACUGCACAGCGUCAGUUAUUUAACGGAGCAGCUAGCAUUUCCAGCUCACAACAGGUUUUAACGGGUCAGAGUAGGUUGCGGCACACCCAGUGACCUCUUUCAUACAUCGCGCUGGAGGUCACACGCGUCAUGCACACUGAGAAAACUUCAAGGCUGACGGAAGAUGUGUGCCUGCCCGCCCGACAGGCCUCCCCCCCCUCCACCUCGAGAGGGUCAUUAAUGGUCCACGUGUUUGUGUGUGUGCGUGCGCAAAGUGCGGUUUCGUAACAGAUCACACAAACACACAUGCACACCGCACUGAGAGCAUGUGACUGCAUGGUUGCUCAAAGUGCUCACUUUUCUUCCAAGCUCCACCGUUCUCCUGCGCAUGUCAGUACUUCCGUGCCCUGUCAGUUUCUUUCCCAAACAGUUGUCAGCUGAUUUGCAAGUGAGUGCUAGUACCAUCGAUCCUUUGCCCCACCAGUGUUCUUUCAUCAGUCAAUCUGCAUCGGAGUGAAAAGAAAAGGCAAUCGCAGAGGAAUUGACGUACACAGCAACCUGUUUGUCCUACCAAAGCAGACAAGCUGCGGAUCGGAUCCCACGGAGCGAGAGUGCCAUUAAUGCCGCUCCACACAAAGACACACAACACUGGGCCGACUGCGAGGUCCAAGUUAUCCUGCCAGUUGACAACAUUCUAAGCCACGGCUUUCAACGCACCGUGAUAGCAUCAAACGGGUCAGCUUGUUUAUGGCAAGAAAAAUGCGCUGAGUCGUCGACCUUACUGACUCUUCCCCUUCCCAGGCCCCCGUCACAGUCCAAGCCGGUCGAUUGACAGGUGUGGGGAAUGGACGCAGUGGCUGUUAUAUCUAGUGACACUGUCUGCGCGCGCCAAAUGCACGGCCUGGCUCCCCAAACACAAGUAUCAGGAUUUCGUACAGCGGGUGUUGAGCGGCGUACAUCUCACAUGCGUGAGAGUACCGUAGGUCACGUUAAGAAGGAGUAGUUUCGGCCUGCCUCUCAGCCCACCAGUCCGUCAGACCACACAAAACACACUCAAAACUGGGUAUGACUGGCUGACGACGGCUAAUAAGCCUGAAAUGACCAUUCUAGUCUCCCUUGUCUUUGUCGGUAAUGCCAUUCUGCCUAUAUAUCAUGCGCCGCUGUGCGGCUGCUGGUUGGGCUCGAGAGAGAGCCCUUAAGGCACAACGGAACGAGGGAGUUCCGUAUGAACGAUCGGUGAGCGCCCCCUACCAUUGUAGAUUCCCGAUCGAAAACCGACAGGGCAACGGGCUCGUGGCCCGGUGCAUAGAGGCGUGGACUUCUAAACCAACAGGUCACGAGUUCGAGGCUCGGGUGUUCCACACUUCGGGCUUCGGUAUGGCUGGCUGACGACGGCUAAUAAGCCAGAAAUGGCCAUUCCAGUCUCCCUUGUCUUUGUCGGUAAUAUCAUUCUGCAUGGACUUCGUCGGGGCGUCAGUCAGUUGCCUUCCAAACAGCAGUGCAUGAAGCGCCGUUAUAGUCUCAGACUGGGAUCACAUAUGCAGCAGAGGAGUCGCAUGGAGAUGGAACCGAGACUCACACCUCCCACAUGCGUGGGAGAGAAGAUGCAGUCAAAGAGGAAUUGACACACACACACACACCCCGAUCUGUUUGUCCUACACGCUGUGGCUCUUGUCCUAGAAACUGGCAAAGGCCACAGGAGACAGAAGAAAGUACUGCUUCAGGCGGAACGGGAGAGGACUGCCCUGAGGUUGGUCCACAACGCCAAGAGAUGCUUGUCCGAAUCGUUGGAAGUGUAUGCGAUCUGACGGCCUUCAUUCCCCGGAAGUCAGUCAAAGUUAUUUGACCUAUCAGAACGCAGAGAUAAAGUAGUCAGUAGGAGCUGAAGCAAAUACCGAUGAUGAGUUUGGGCUGGAGCGGCUUUCUUCAGGUCAGUAUCCGAGCUUCCAAUGCUUGAAUCCUUUUCAGUGAUAGUAAGCGCGUGGGAAUAUACCUGCCGGACUUGAAGAUGAUUGGCCGGUUUAGAUGGUUUCGUCUGGCUGAAAAGCCAAUGUCCAGCGUGAGAGGCGAAGUGUCGCACGCCUGGAGUCGGUCACUGUACACCCGAAUGAGAGGUGGGCUUUGAAGAUCUCGACUUCCCCUUUAUUUCAAACGAUGUGUGAACUCUCCACUUCGCAUUGAUCAUCCUAUAUAAUAUCCCAUUAAAUUCGGUUGUUGGCCAGUCGCUAAACCGUUAGCCGCACUGAUUAGUCAAGGUCAGUCCCGAUAGGGCUCUAUCUGCAGAUAGACGGAGUCUUUUUUAAGAGCCUUUUUGAGCUCAGUACUAACAUGUUGACCUUCUGCAUAAGUGGCAAACAGUCUGCGCAUUUUAGAAGGCCCAAGCAGAAUGGUGAGUGUAAUUUUCACCAUGAGCACUGUUGCCUAAGCAAGCAUAAUUGUCGUGGAAACUAGGAGUUUAUUGGGGAACCUGGGGCUUUUCACGUCCCAACUGCAAUCACCUGAAAAAUCCUGAGAAAAAAUUAGCCUUAUUAACCCAUACCGUAGAUUUUUCAGCAAUUAGGGCAUAUCAUCUCAUUGACAGCCCGGUGAAACGUUCUCCGCGCAUGUUUGUCCCAAUAAAACACGGCAAAUUAUGACCAGUGUUUACCGCCUGUACCAUUCAUUGUCUUGACAACCAGCGACAUACUAGAGGUUCCUUUCAUUUCCAUGGUUACCACCAGAGAACUCCUGCAAGUCGACAUACAAUGUGGCAAUUAACCAACGCUAUGAUUAGCACAAGGCUUUCCCAUCUCAUGAGUCAUCCCGAUGACUGUGCUCUUAGGGCCUUUGAAUACGGACGUCUGUUUCCAGGUCUAUGUCCCAAUAAAUGACCACCUACCCCCCCCCCUCCAAACAGAAGGCAUAGUAAUCCCAAGAGCCCUGAAAAGUAGAGCCUCGAUUGCCAGAGUGGUGGCAACAGGAGACAUUGUAGCCGUCCAUUGUCCUUGGGGUCUGGUGUAAAGAUAGGCGACGUGUUAUGUGGAGAGCUCCACAGACGGUCAUCUACUCAUCUGCAAAGGGAAGCGACUAGGGAUAAGGCCUCCAACAGAGUUUAUCUCGUUAUAUGAGAAAAUUGCAGAAUGGUCCGCUUAUGGACUACUCGGUACAUAGGAAAACGUGUUUAAUAGUAGGGAAAUAGGAACGGCCAGAACCAUUGCAGCAUCCUUCCUUUUUGUGCCAACGCAUUGUGAACGUCAGCAGAGAGUGAGUAUAAGUGCUGACGUGACACGAAGCUUGUCUUUUUAAUGGUACGACUUUGACAGAUUUAGGCGGAUACUGGGGCCUCAUAGCAAAACUAAUUGGCCACUGCAGCAACGUUGAUCAAAAUGUUCAGAAAUAUGCUAGAAGUCGUACGGAACAUCUACAACAAGGUCGGGUGACCUCGUCGAGUUAUAAAAGGUUCAGUAUAUAAAUGAAAAUUGGACAAUCCAAGGUCCACUGUCACCACUUCUACAGUAUAUUUGUUGAUGGUUGACUCAAUAAUCACGACAUGUUGAUCACUUCUCUGAGAUAUAAGUCGUGGCUUUUGAGUGAAAUGGGAGACAUGGCGGAUAAUCCCCGCAGUUGCUCCUUCACUUCCUAUCCAUUUAGUUCUCAUUUUGCAUGCACUCCAGCUCAUCAAACGGUAGGGAUGAACGCAGUGGCUGACAGCCCGUUUAUACCCGUCACAGGCGACUUGGUGCCAGGCUUCUGAAAGGAUUUAUCGGAGCUCACAUGUGGUACGACGACAAAAAGGUCCCACUUAAAAGCGUCAUUCCAGUCUGACUCUCAGUCCUAAGAACGACCGGGGUAUCCCGUCAAUUGGCAGCCUCCAAGCCACCACUCCUAGCACGGCAAGAUAUUUUUAAGCGCCUCAGAUUAACCAAAAUGAGGGCUGUGCUGAUAAACCGUGAGGAUGACUUCCCCGGUCUCAGCAACGCCAUCUCUUUCUUUUCGAAUGCGCCCGGAAACCGUCCGAAGUUGGCGCAUUGGAUGAAAUGCCGUGAAUGCCUACGUCUAAGGUGUGCUGCCAAGCGCACGCACCUCCGUAGUUAUGAUCUCCCCCGCGGUUUGUGCCGCUCCCCCAAAGUUCACGCACCGUGGGCCAGUUUGUUUGCUCCUACAUACUCGCAGGGUAGCCCGUCGCAGAGUCUGACAUACAAAACGGGGUUGGAUAGCCACAUCAGCUACCGUCGCCUUGUUUCGUUAGUAAGUUGCAGCAGUUAUUUCAUCAUGGGCCGAUACGUCUGGCAUACCUUUGUGGAACUGCAGAGGAGAUAUACAAGGCGUUUCAGUCAAAACGCGAUGAUUACAUUGGGCAACCAAAGAGUAAAACGUGUCUAACUCCUCUCGGACGUCCAAAACGCCCAAUUCAGUAGUUAUUUACCCUUAGAAGCAAGCUCUGAGGAAGCACUAAAGGGGGUUUUCGUUGGAUGUGACAGAAACACCGACAAAAUGCGGCUCCUUUUGACCUUUUUCCUCCAGCCUUAUCCCAACUGGGAUGCUCAUCUACACAUAAUCUGCGCAGGUUUGUGCGGUAAUUCGUGUUGCACGCCCAUUGACUCUUAAUCAGCCACUCGAUCAGGCUACACAUGUAUCAAAUCUUCUCCGCCCGUAGGUCACCGUCUGCACUUCCGAGAGUACAUGCACUUCUUUGUGCACCGCGCAAACUUGAACGACUUUUGUCCGUUAUAACAUUUAUCUUCCCGGCGUGUGAUUGGUCAGGCCUAGUUUAUUGUGUUAGACGACCACCGAGCAGUAGAACAGUUCGAUCGUUGCAGCAAGCACGGCGACUUGCGCCUGUAUUUGUUUAUAAUGAUAGUAGACUUGCGUAGCAUAUACCCGCACCUUGGUGCUCCGCUCCACACUCCCUGGUCCAGACGACAUAUGACCAGUAUUCUAACUAAAAACAGCGCCACAAUGGGUGAAAAAGAUGAUGAUGAUGAUUUGGCGGCCAUCCUCAUGGUUCGUAUACCCAGCGAGAGGCAAGCGCCGCUACCGGUCAAGGACCAUAUGCCAGAGAAGUACUGGGGCAUACCAGGCUGCCAGCGACAUGGUUUUCUGAAUUAGGGUAUAGCUUACAGAUCGUACAUCACAAUGCGGGCAGACAGAACGAUCGCAGCGUUAGCCACUGACUCCGAGAAUGAGCCGCAUUCAGCGUCUGAACUGCGACAAAUCCUUCUUAACUGUCCAAUGACUCGCACCAGCUCCCGAGGGUCGAUCAGAUAGGUCUUCUUAGUAUUGCUUUUAGUAUGCUUUGUGUCUGCAAGAAGAAAAAUUCUUGGUAGAUUAUUUGAAACUGAGCAUUAGGGUGAGGGAGAGAAUUGGUGGCGGCAGAAGUCAGUAAAGGAGUUUCUGAUGUGAAAUCCUGUUAUUUAUUUAGCAAAGUAGUAGAAUUUGCGGUAGUGAAAGCCGAUAACCUUUGAAUAGUCUGGAUUAUCAACGGGACACUACAGUAGAUGCGCUGCCUCAUAAAAAAUUGCUUAAAUGCGGUUUAACUUUUACUUACCGUAAAGUAUAUUUCUGAAAUAUAUUCCUCCCGGUCGUCUGUAAAAACUGGGAGCUGUAAAAAUGACUACUUAAGUAUUCUGACUUUUUCACUUAUUUUCGGCGCUCACAUACAUAAAUUUAGAUACAUUUCAUAGAAAACGUGUACGAAAACAUUUGUUUAUUUACUCGGUUAGUAGUAAAUUACGUCUUCUUCAAAUUGAAGGCUUCAAGGAGGAGUGUCUUCCGUUUUUUAGAAAGUUUUAAAAUUCCCGAGUAACCUUUGAUCCGACCCGCCGUUAGACUCUCAUUCAGGGUUUCCGAACUACAAGUUGCAUAUUCUCCGUGAAAGAGAAAUUACGCUUUCUAAACCACAGUAAGAAAAUACCCCUUGAUGUUCAUAAAAUUUUGCAGUGGAUUUAAAGCACACUGCAUAGUUUAUAAGCAACAUUUGCAAACUGAGAGACACGCUGACUUAUGAAUAUAUAUUUCACGACGUGAAAAUUCCCAUAAUUAGGAACUUUUUAAAAACAAAAUUUACUGUUCCUUUAAACAGCAGUUUUAGAGGGACGUAAUUUGUCACUAAACGAACAAAUGAACGAAUAUUUUCGCAUCCGUUUUCUAUAAAAUAUAGUUAAAUUUAUGGGAGCAUCGAAGGUCAGUGAUACCUACUUAGUCAUUUCUUACAGGGCGAAUUUUUUUGAGGCGGCUGAGAAGAAUCACGUUUAAAAGCCAGUAUUCUGACGUAGCCGAAAUGUCUUGGCAUUAUGCUUCACGGCAAUUAAUAUUGCAACCGUAUUUAGCUAAUCUUUCCGACUCGAAAACACAUUUAAAAUUUCAGCGCAUUCACUGUAACUUAAGCAACAUCUGUAAAUGUGUUUCCCCCGUCUUCAGUUCAUUUCAGUUUAUUUGAGGGAAAUAUAGGUGUUAAACCUUUGAACUCCCUAUUUGUUACAAGGAGGCGAACAAUAAAAAAAAUUUGAAAAUGGAAACAUCAAACGGCUACAGAGUUUCUUCAGAUUGGCAACGUUUUGUAAGCCAGACAGAUAAACGAAUUGUUCCAAGAGUUAAAAACAUUAACGUUACUAAAUGUGCUGUACAGUAGUCUGUCUAGGGAUAGUUGGUGCUAUCUCAGUUUCGGAGGGAGACGAAUUGAAUGCUAACACACAUUCAACAGACAUGGGACAAUAUUAAAAAAACAAAAGUUACUGAAAUACAGGAAGUAAUAUAACAACAUUAAUAAACUGUUCGAACGAAAUGCUAGACAAUCUGUCAGGUGGCAUUAUGACGAUUGGUGGCAAUCUGGUCCAAGUUGCGCUUAAAAGCCUCGACGGAGGUGGACAUGACGACACCUGCAGGCAGAGCAUUCCAGGCCUCGAUCACUCUGUUUGAAAAGAAGAACUUCCGAGUGUCCAGCUUGGCGCCAGUUACGCGUAGUUUAAGUGGAUGACCUCGGAGGUUCGUUGUGGUCGCUAACUCAAAGAAAUCAGUAGGUACGAGACAGCAGUCCUGGCCGCGCAGUAUACGGAAUGUUUUUAUAAGGUCGCCUCGUAGCUGUCUGUAACUCAGUGGAAAGAGGCCGAGAUUGGACAAUCGGGUUUCAUAGGGUAGUGAACCCUGUCCACUUACGAGUUUGGUUGCCCGCCUCUGAACUUUCUCAAGGAUGCUGAGAUCUUUAGAGGUCCACGGUUUCCACGCCUGAAUAGCGAACUCUAGCUGUGGCCGUACGAAAGUCCGAAAGACUUUAACGAAGCAGUCCUCAUCGAAGGUAGAGAAAGCUCUCUUGACAAGAUAAAGGACUGACAUCGCAGACUUGGCUACCUUGGAGCAGUGAAGUGACGGUUUUAGAGAAGCCGUUACCCACACCCCCAAGUCUUUCUGGGCGUCUACCUCCUGCAAUGGUACGCCGUUUAGGUGGUAAACCCUCCGGUUCAGAGAUCGGGUCCUGCCGACUCGCAGGACAUUACACUUAGUCACAUUAAACGGCAACAGCCAGUCCUGUGACCAUUUCUCGAGUCGGGUCAGGUCUGCCUGCAAGCGCUCUUCGUCAAAUUCAGUUCGGAUGACGCUCCAAAGUUUAACAUCAUCAGCGAACAUGGCGACAUCACAAUUCAGUUCACUGACGCAGUCGUUGACGUAUAUAAUGAAUAGGGUAGGGCCAAGAACGGAGCCUUGUGGAACACCGCUUUCAACCGCUACCUCCGCCGACUGCCUGUCACCGACGUGGACGAUUUGAGAGCGACCGAUCAAGAAACUUUGUAUCCACCUCAGGAGAUUACCCCUCAGGCCUGUUCGGUUUAAUUUGUACAGGAGACGCUGAUGGGGUACACUGUCGAAUGCUUUCUUAAAGUCGACGUAGACUGCGUGCACUGCAUUGCCGCCAUCGACUGCCCGGGUCCAGCGAUCUAAACAAUAUAGUAGAUUCGUCACGCAUGAUCUGCCUCUACGAAAUCAGUGCUGGACAUCGCAUAGCAGAUUAUGCUCUUCUAGGAAGUGCAUUAUUUCUCGCUUUAUUAUUUUCUCCAUAAUUUUGCAGCAAAUUGAAGUGAGGCUGAUUGGUCUGUAGUUGUUUGCUAAGACCUUGCUGCCGCCUUUAUAAAUUGGCGUGAUCCGCGCUGAUUUCCAAUCGGAGGGCAAAUAGCCUGCUUCGAACGAAGCUUGGAAGAGCAUGGACAGCGGUUUGGAUAGUUUUCCAGCAAGUUCCUUCAACAAUUUGGGCGGUAUGUCAUCCGGCCCAGGUGAUUUAGACUCAUUCAACUUCAACAGUUCUUUGCGAACAAUAGCUUCGGCGAAAGAGGCGUGCUCAAUCGUUGGCCCGUCCACUAUGUCGCAAUCGGGAGGGAGAAAUGCGCUUUCCUUCGUAAAGAUGGACUUAAAGAACUGUGAAAGGUGCUCUGCCUUUUCUCCGUCUUCACUGAGUUCUAGGUCGUCACUAGUUUUCAAUAACGGGAUUGGGUCUUUACAUAGACCUAUACUUUUCAAUUGAGAAACUCAGUGCCCAUAGUUAAACUAUGAUUGACUGUCUUUAUUUCUCUUUUCGCCAUGACAGGCUGUCAUGCCCACGAAAAGGUCCGGGAAUUAUCUUACUCCGGAGCCCAGAUAUUUGCCAUCUGUUUCUCUGUUGCUGAUCCGGAUAGCCAAAGCGCCGUGACGGAGAAGUGGAUUCGUGAAAUUCAGCAAUGCGGUCACAAAGUCCCUUUUCUGCUGGUUGGUCUUCAAAGCGACCUAAGAGCUGACGUCGAAACUUACAAACGCCUUCAGAGCACCGGGCACGACUUUCCUACCAUCACAGAGGUAUUUAUCGCCCUGCUAUACUCGCUGCAGGCUUGCAAUUUUAAAACUAUAUUAAAUGGUCUACCUGCAGAAAGUUAGUAGAUUAAAUUGUUUACAUUUUUGUGCAGACUUCAUUGAUGGCCCGCCGCAUUGGUGCAGUCGACUAUGUUGAGUGCUCCGCAAUCACUGACAUCGGCACUGAUCGGCUCCUCCAGACCCUUGUCUCGGCAGUUUCCAAGCCCUCAUUUGUGAGGUCUUUGUCUCCUCGAAGUUCGUGUCCUCUCCCCCCGCCAUCUUUCUUUGACAGAGACACCCUGAAGAAAUUAUCCGCUCCGCAAAACUUGCCCUUGGCUGAGAUGGCAACUAAGAAAGAGGUCCUGCCACCCUGA
Spirometra erinaceieuropaei is the source of this 20724-nucleotide messenger RNA. The record is from the annotation of a GenBank genome assembly. Lineage: Eukaryota; Metazoa; Platyhelminthes; Cestoda; Diphyllobothriidea; Diphyllobothriidae.